AUGUCGUCUUCGCCAAGGCCUGCGGGCAUGGGGACGCUCUAUGUCAACGAUUACAAGGCACAGCUCGCAUCUAUUCUGGGGCUCGGCGCCGCCGCGGCUGGCCUCAGCCCGUCCGGCUCACCAGCGACGGAAGGCUGUGGUGUCGCAAGGCGCCCCCAAACGCGCCAGGAAGGCGGCGGCUGCAUCAGUCAGCGCAAUUCGCCUUCCCGGCACGGCAGUGGCAGUGGGAACUUCGACAGCGUCACACCGCCUCCACGGGCAGUGCCCUACUCCGUCUCCGCAAGUCGUGGGACCCCGCUAGUGACGCCAACGCGCGGCAGUAGCGCGAAUCGUUCUGGAGAGCGCGUGAAGAGCGCACGCCGCGGCUCCCGUGCGGCGCCGCUGCUCGGCACGUCCGCUGUCUGUGUGACACCCACGCCGCAGAAGCAGGGCCACCACUGCCUUUCCCCCGCCACGUCCGCGCAUCAGAACAAGGAAAAAUCAUCACGAGCCAGACGUAUCAUCACGUCGGCAUCGCAACAGCGCAGCCCCACGCGGGAUGACGCACAGCGUGUCGGCAGCCCAUCCGCAGCGCACACGAACGCCACCCUCUCCACCGGCGUAGGCAGCGGCUACGUGAUUCACGCAAACCAGCACCCCCUCUACGCCGGCAGAGGAGCACCGCAGCGGAAGCGCAUCUCCCCUCCACCGGCUGCCGGCAAGCCCACCGGAGUGCAAGGGGACCUCGCCAUAUCCGUCGAAUCAAACACCGUGCGGCGGCUGCAGAGGGGUGGGGCGGACAAACCGGCGGCAUCGGUGGCAGCGACCAAAACCGCGCCUGUCAAGGCUGCCACGGCCUCGGGUGUCUGCGCAACGGUGAGCGCAGGCCAAACAAGACCGCCGGCGCAACGCGGUAGCAUCAUCGAGCAACUGGCAGCAGCCACCCAGAUGAAAGGCAGUAACGGCUCCACGCUGGGACAGGCCACCCACGAGCCGCACGCUAACGUCUCCAUGGCAAGGUCAUCGAGUCCGCGAAAGUGGCCUCGGCCGCAUUCCGAGAGUAACCAGCAGUUGUCGAGGUUCACCAGCGGCAGCGUCACGAAACCGCUAGGUCCGCUGCGGCAGCACGAUCGAAUGCGCAUGCACCUGCAGCAGGCGUCUUUCAAUGUGAGCACUAGCGCUGCUAGUGAGGUCGACAGGCGCUUGCCGAAUGACACGCUCGUCCUUGUGGGCCCGGAAAGGAUGCCGGACGGAGAGGAAAACCCCAUGUACACUCAACUCAAGGCAUUCCAGCUGCCCCAGGCGCCCACAGCCGCGCCCCAAACCCCUGCACCACCCUCUCUGCCGGGCUCGGCAACGACCGGCUGCACAUCCGCAGCAGCGCCCUCCACUGCACCCCCUCCAGCCGUGCCAGGUGCAGUGACAGCGGCAGCAGUGACGUGCCUCACUUCUGCGCCAGCACCAGCACCUGCCGCUGGCAUACCCGCCCCAGUGGUGGCCCCUCCUCCACCAGGAGCCGACGUCCUUGCCGCCGCCGCCUUAGCAGGCACAACUGCGGCUAGCCCAGCACCGCCGCCACCACCACCACCAGCGGUCGCAGCCGUGGCAGGUGCCCCCAACGCACCCACCGUGGGCGGUUCGGCGGCGGGAACGGGGGCCUCGGCUGCUGCCGCCGCACCCGGCGCACGGUUGUCUGCACAGCCGGUCUCUGCGCGGAAGUCGACUAGGGAGGAGAUGACGGAGGCAGAGGAGGAGCGCUUGUUGCGCGACCUCAUCGCCACGUCACAUCACGACCACCGGUGUGCGCGGCGGCCGCCGCCAGCCGCCUCGGCUGUCCUCGCCACGGGCGCAGGCCUCACUGCCGCGAUAGAGACGGCGCUGCAGCUGCGACGGGAGGCGAACAACGGCGCGCUGCACGGCUGGCGGAGCCCACCGGCAAACGUGCUGUUGCCUGACCCGACGCAGUCCGCGCCUACGUGGGCGGUGCUCAAGUCGGCACCUGCCCAAGAGGCGCAGCAGGCGGCGGCCGUGGCUUCUAUCGCACGGCCCACUGGCGGAGUCUGUGGGGACCACCCAGCAUCGCCGGCUAAUGACAUGACAGCCGCCGCGCACGGCGUCGCCGAGAACGCCGCUGACGGUGACGAAACCGCGCGCGUGUUGGACUCCAUUGACUACCACGCGCCGUUUCAGUGCGUCCUCCAUCCCGAGUACGUGGAGCACGACCUCGUGCCAGCGGCCUUGAGCGUUGGAGUCGUCGCCAACACCGGCGUGGAUGAUCCCAUGAAGUCUUGUCCUACCAACCGCACCACCCCGGCCGCCGCUGCGGCGGCCGCGGCGGAGCAGCGGGACGAUGUCGAUGCGGAUGCACUCGCUACAGCGGCAGCAGCCAGCAGCAACACCGCGGUGCAGACGCUGGUCGCGCAGGCCGUCAUUUUGCGCGACCCGCUCUCUCUGCUCGCGUGCGAGCACCUCGCCGAGGACACAAUCGACAUCACCGCUCGCCGUCGAGCAUACCUGAGGGCGAUAGACGCGUUGCACGGCAUCACGCGCGGCGGUGCGCUUUUCACCAACCGCCCCGGUGCGCUAGCCUCCACGCUCCAAGAAGCCUCGCCGCUGGGUGCGGUGUUCUGCGAGCUGUCGUACCCGGCCAAGGUACUGCUGUCAGCGAUCCUGUACAUGCGCUCGCUCGGGGCGCUGCCGAGCCUGCUGCGAGCUGGCCCGCUCACCGAAUACAGUCCCGUCGUGGACAAGGAAAACUGCAUCGAACUUGUCUUCUACAACCCGUCCGACGAGGAGCAAGGUGUGCAAGCAGCACAGGAGGAGCAGCAGAAGUCGGGGGAACUGAAGUCUUCGCGCCAUCCCUUUGAGCGAGAGCGCGCGGUGGGCUCAACAGUCCUUCACAGCCAAGUGCCAGCUGAUCGCGUGCCGCCCAUCGAGGCUGUGACGCCGACCAACGCGCCGGGAAGGGCGCGCUCGCAGCUGCACACGGAGGGGCAACCAAGCAGCAGCCCAGGCGCAUCGUUACGUAGCCGCUCAGGCAGGCAGUUCGGCAACACCGCCCGCGGCUUCACAGGCAGCUCCCUCGCCGGGAAAGGUGAGGCCCACGCAAGCCAUGCGCACAACUACGCAGACCCGUCCCCGUCGCCGCUGCAGAAACGGCGGCCAACCGCCAUUGAGGACCGGCUUAUGAGCGUGUUGUCCGCAACGGCGAUGCGGCGUGCCAGCUCUGCGACCUCCCGGAGCGUCAGCUCUGCCGCUGUCACCUCGCGCACCGUUUCACCGCACCGAUUCUUUUCUCGCGCAAUCUCCGCAAGCCUGGCUAGGCCGCAGCUGCACAACACCGAGGCCUCGCUGAUGGCGGGUGACACCCUCGACGGAGCACGGCGUUUAUCCGGGGCUAAUGGCUGUGAGCCGUGUCCCUCUGAAAGCGGAGGCUCCUGGCUACUGCGCAAAGCGUCGCAGGAUGGGCGCGCACCGCACGUCUUUGCUCACCAGGUAGGUGACCCGGGCACCAACGCGGCUGAAAGCCUAAGCGAGAGCUCCAACGUGCAUCGCGGCUACGCUGGCCCCGCCUCUGGCCGCCAGCGCCGCCAGAAACUAUCCCAGCUGCCAGCCAAGCUCCAGGAGCGCGGUUUGGGGCGCACCAGCGCCUUCGCCAGUCGCCUUCCGCACGUGCACCUUACACCUCCAUCGGGUACAUCGGCAAGCGGCGCACCCGGCGCGGCUUCCCAGACUUCGGUCACUACAGCAAUAGGCUCGUCUGCCCUUCGACGCAGCUCCGUCAUCGUUGCGCUCGAAGACCUGCAGCAGGCGGCUGAGAGGGGCGGCGUGUCGGCUGCAGCGCGCGCAGCAAACGCGCCCUCGUCGCCAUCACACUUACUUCCAGGUGGCACCGGCGCCUUAUCUACCGUCACAGAGCCCGCCAAGGCGAUGCCACCGCCGCCGACGCACUUUGAAGCGGGCCAGUCUGCCACCACUUGUAGCUCGAGGGCCGCGGCAACGCCUGCAAGUGGUUCAACACCGGCAAGCGCGUACGGCCCCGGCGUCGCCCGCUUCCCCAAGGGGGAGCAAGAGCUUUGCGUGGUCUUGCGCGCCGUCGUGGCGCAGAAGUCGCACGUGUACUCCUUCGGCAAGGCAGAGACAGUGCACGUGUUGCCUCCGCUGCCGCAGCGCAGCGCCGCCGACGACGGCGGCAAGGCGCUGCUGCGCAAGCAGACGAUGCAGAAGGCGGGGGUGGAGCGCCUCGCCACAGACUCUUCGAGCCCACUACACAAAUUCCUUUGCAGCGGUGACAAGCUGCGUGGCGAGGCGAAAAUAGAGGGGGACCAGUUGAGAGCUGCCUUGCUCGAUCGGGCGCGCCGCGCUGCCGCCGCGGCGCGUCGCCGCGUCCCGGUCACGGUGCAUGAGAAGGGCAUGCCGACGUCGGCCGACUACGGCGACCUCGUUGUGGCCUUUGUUCUGAGCGGCAAUGCGUCGGAGCUGAGCGGUUCGGUGCCGGACAUGAUGGAGCUGGAGGCGCUGCGGUACCGCAUUUUCUCACUGCAGGGGUACAGCGCGAGUGACCCGGCCGGAAUGCAAGCAGUGAAGGAGGCCGCUGGAGUAGGUGGGGCAUCCGCUGCAGCUGAACCGCCAGCAGAAGCAGUCGUGCGGUCUUCGACGACGGCGCCUUCGUCUCUCGAACCCAAUCUGGCGCGCCUGCAGCAGCACUUCGCAGCUUUCAAUGCAUUCCAUACGCCGGCUUCAUCGCACCCGAAAACCCGUGAGCCGUCGCUCGGUGCGUCAUCUACGUCACCGUGCGCCUCUUUCGUGAGGGGCCGGCGUCACACGGGAUUCUUCGAAGACGUGCUGCAGCGAGUCGAUCCUCUGGCGGACUUGGACGACGGCGACGGCAGGAGGGGGCUCUAUCUUACUGAGCUCGAUGUGCAGCAGAGGCAGAAGCAGGAUGUACGGGCGCUGAUCCUACAACGCUAUCCGAUCUACCGCGCCUCAAGCGUCGCAGAGAGCACUCUGCAAACCUUCUUCGCCGAGGCAAAGGAAGCAGUCGUUGCGGCGCGUCAGCAGAGGCGACGGCGCGACGACGCCAGGUCAUCCAGCGGCCGGCGCAGCACUAGUGGUGGUCGCUUCGCGUCACCUGGCCCGUCUUUGGCCCCUCUUACGCCGUACACACGCGGCGACGCGGCGACGACCGCGCUGCAGGAUUCGGAGCGUGACCUGCUACGCUUCCGCCCUAUGAACCUAAAUAGCUUCCACCGCGAGCUCACCGAUGCUGUGCAGUGCGCGCUGGAUCUGCAGACUUGGCAGGGCAAGAAAAACGUAUCGCAGGCGCUCCACAUGUAG
Messenger RNA from Leishmania mexicana MHOM/GT/2001/U1103, 5316 nucleotides. RefSeq lists its product as hypothetical. The record is from RefSeq and is a predicted model, not a curated record. The transcript has a single exon. Bases 1 to 5316 code for a protein of 1771 amino acids. NCBI's taxonomy places the organism in Eukaryota, Euglenozoa, Kinetoplastea, Trypanosomatida, Trypanosomatidae.